Molecule: messenger RNA, 3048 nt
Organism: Egretta garzetta (little egret)
Lineage: Eukaryota; Metazoa; Chordata; Aves; Pelecaniformes; Ardeidae
Gene: PPFIBP2
Product: PPFIA binding protein 2
Exons: 29
Coding region: 1-3048 (1015 amino acids)
Biological process (GO): neuromuscular junction development
Cellular component (GO): presynaptic active zone
Molecular function (GO): protein binding
Source: RefSeq, a predicted model, not a curated record
AUGAUGGCUUCUGAUGCUAGUCAUAUGCUGGAAGCAGCUUUGGAGCAGAUGGAUGACAUCAUUGCAGGUACAAAGUCAGCUACAGAGUAUGCUAAUGGUGGUUACGAUAUUGUGUCACCUGCUCCAUCAGUAUACUUGGGCACAUUUCAAAUUUUGCAUCUCCUGGAAGAUCUAAAGAUGGCAUUGGAAAUGCUAGAGGAUCCUCAAGAGAAAGAAGCAUUGCGAAAUCAGAUUCCAGGGGCCACAGCAGUGUGUAUACGGGAGUGGUUUGAAGAGAAUCUGUCACAGGUGAAUCAUCAUUCAUCUAAUAAUGAAACCUAUCAAGAAAGAUUGGCACGAUUAGAGGGUGAUAAAGAGUCGCUCAUACUGCAGGUGAGUGUUCUUACAGACCAGGUGGAAGCUCAAGGAGAGAAAAUCCGGGAUUUAGAAAUCUGUCUUGAGGGGCAUCAGUUGAAACUGAAUGCUACAGAAGAAAUGCUUCAACAGGAGUUGCUAAGUCGAACAUCACUAGAGACCGAGAAAUUAGAUCUAAUGGCUGAAGUUUCAGACCUGAAGAUUAAGCUGGUUGGUAUGGAAAAGGAACAGAGUGAAUAUGAAGAGAAACAGAACAAAGCUGAGUCAGUAGUGAACCUGAUCAGUGAGCUACAGGAGCAGAUGUGUAGACUGCAGCUGGAAAUUAAUAGUAGAAUCCAAGAAAGAAAGUCUCAAGAUAGGAAACCAGACUUGACACCUAAUGGUCCUCAAUCUAGUCCAAGAUCAGUGGUAGAGACUCUCAGCCAGAAGAAUUGCUUUCAGUGUGAUGGCUUGCUACAGGAACUUAAACACCUCAAAAUUAAAGUGGAAGAACUGGAAAAUGAAAGAAAUCAGUACGAGUGGAAAUUAAAAGCAACUAAAGCUGAGAUAGCCCAGCUUCAAGAGCAAUUAGCUCUCAAAGAUGCAGAAAUAGAACGUUUACAAAGUCAGCUCUCUAGGACCUCAUCACAUAGUGAAGUGGCAGAAAGAGAGGAAGUUUAUAGGAGAAGGCUAAAAGAAAAACAUCAAGAAGUUCAACGAUUGAAGAUAGGAAUGGAAUCGUUAUUGGCUGCAAAUGAAGAAAAGGACCGCCGAAUACAGGAGUUGACGCUGUUGCUCAGCCAGUACAGGAGGCUCAAAGAGAUAAUGACCGCAGCUCACGGCUCUUCUGUCUCUGGUGGCAAUGCAGAGGAACUUGAGACAACUUUAAGGAAGUGGAAUCUUUUGAAUAAUCUUCAGGGAGAAUUAUUUAAACCAGAGGCCUCUUCAGGAGAAUUGCCACCAGCUAUGCUCUCUCCGGUGCCGCACAAAGCUAUGGAAAUCAGUGGAAGCAUUCCAGUAUCUUCGACUAAUUUAACCUCUUCCCAAGAAGAAUCUUUGGAAACCAUAAAUAGGAUUCCACAGAAAAAAAAGUCCAGCAGUUUAGAAGACUUGCAGAGUGAAUCCCUAGAAAAGCAUGUAGACGGAAAACCGGUACAGCCUGUUGUAGAACAAGAGAGUAAGCCAGCUGUGAAAGGCAGCAAGUACCAAACCUUGCCAGGAAAGCUGCCUCGAGCCUUGCAGAAUGGAGAGCAGGGAACGUACAAUUUGCAGGACGGGUGUGGCGUGAAUGACGAGGACAACGGCAUCCUGGGCCUAAAUCGCAUCAGGAGUGUCAGUGCGCCAGUGCUAGGAGAAACAGAGAACGUGGAUGGUACGGUAGUGUCAGAUGACCUUUCACCUCUUUCUUCGGGAACGGAUUCAGGUCCACAAUCUCCGUUGUCUCCAGAAAACAGGAAGAGUCCAAAAGGGAUCAAGAAAAUCUGGGGAAAAAUAAGAAGAACUCAGUCGGGUAACUUCCCUGCAGACGAUCUGGGUUUGGCAGAGUUCCGAAGAGGUGGUCUCCGUGCAACAGCUGGACCUCGGUUAUCCAGAUCAAAGGAAACGAAAGGCCAGAAAAGUGACUACAACGCUCCAUUUGCUCAGUGGAGCACUGAAAGAAUCUGUAACUGGCUUGAGGACUUUGGUCUCGGUCAGUACGUCAUUUUUGCACGGCAGUGGGUGACUUCGGGCCAUACGCUGUUAACUGCAACACCUCAGGACAUGGAAAAGGAAAUGGGAAUAAAGCAUCCACUGCACAGGAAGAAAUUGGUUUUGGCCAUUAAAUCAAUAAAUGCAAAACAAGAUGAGAAGUCUGCACAACUCGAUCAUAUCUGGGUGACACGAUGGCUCGAUGAUAUUGGUUUGCCGCAGUACAAAGACCAGUUUCAUGAAUCCAGAGUUGAUGGGAGAAUGUUGCAGUACUUAACUGUGAAUGACCUUCUUUUUCUGAAAGUCACCAGUCAGCUGCAUCAUCUGAGCAUUAAAUGUGCCAUCCAUGUGCUGCACGUCAACGGUUUUAAUCCCCACUGUCUACGCAGGAGACCAGUUGAGGAGAAUAACGUUUCACCCUCUGAAGUAGUUCAGUGGUCCAAUCACAGAGUGAUGGAAUGGCUCAGAUCAGUCGAUCUGGCAGAAUACGCACCAAACCUUCGAGGAAGCGGCGUGCACGGUGGCCUGAUUAUUCUCGAGCCUCGCUUCAAUGGUGACACACUGGCAAUGCUGCUGAAUAUUCCACCACAAAAGACCCUCCUGCGACGCCACCUAACAACCAAUUUUAACGUAUUAAUUGGACCAGAAGCACAACAAGAAAAAAGAGAAAUAACGGAGUCAACAACAUACACACCUCUCACCACCACUGCCAAAGUUCGGCCAAAGAAACUUGGAUUUUCACAUUUUGGAAACUUAAGAAAAAAGAAAUUUGAUGAAUCAACGGACUACAUUUGUCCUAUGGAUACAAACCCAGCUGCUACCAACGGUACUCAGAAAUACGGUGGAUACAAAGGACUUAGUCCAUUCACUGAUAGGGACCUGGAUCAGAUGGAACAUUCAGAAGGAACAGUAAUGCAAAUAGGGGCUCUCUCUCAAGGCAUAAGCCACCUGACGACGAUGUUAAGCCAAGAUGAAAUGCUGAAUGACAGCAGAUUUUUAACACCUACCUUUGAAGACUGGAGAUGA